ACACCACAAUCUCCUUUCUCGAGUUCUUCUUCACAAACACGGUUUAGUCUCGCGUGACUUUUAUUUUUAUUUUUCAAUAUAUGCAAAAAAUUUUCGUUUUAAUUUUCGAGAACUUGCUAGACUCAAAAUCGAAUCUCGUAUGGCUUUUCACGUCGCCUGCCCAAUUACUUGCCGGCGAAUCUGUUUCUGCUCGCUAGGGUUUCCUCGGAAGCUGCAGAGCGAGAAUGGCAAGAAUGAGUUUUUGGAGGAGGUGGCUAGGGUUGAGGUGUUUCUGAACGACCCGUGGUUGCUUAGGGUUCGAGAAAGGGACACCGUACAGGUUGCCGUUCCUAAGGUCGUUGCACCGCAACCGCCGGCAGGAGCCGGGGAUGGAGGUGGUGUCGUCGGCGGCGCCGGAGGCGAUGCAGAGGAGUUGUUGUCCGCUCAGACCAAGCGUGCCGCGAUGCAGAAGAAGGCAGCUACCAAAUCCUUGGUCGCCGAGGAUUAUGCGCGGCAGUUCGAGUCCGGUGCUUUGGUGGAUGCUUCUAAAGAUCUUCUUGGAGAAGAACGAGGUCAGUCUAGUGUCAAAGUAAUGUGCCGGCUUUGCUUUUCUGGUGAAAAUGAAGGAAGUGAGAAAGCAACGAAGAUGCUGUCAUGCAAAAGUUGUAGCAAAAAAUAUCACAGAAGCUGCCUGAAAUCCUGGGCUCAACACAGAGAUCUAUUUCACUGGAGUUCAUGGACCUGUCCCUCUUGCCGAAUUUGUGAGGUCUGCCGAAGAACUGGAGAUCCAAAUAAGUUCAUGUUCUGCAGAAGAUGUGAUGCCGCAUACCAUUGUUACUGUCAGCAUCCUCCACACAAGAACGUUAGCAGUGGACCUUAUUUGUGCCCUAAACAUACGAGGUGUCACAGCUGUGGAUCUGCUGUGCCAGGAAAUGGUUUAAGCACAAGGUGGUUUCUAGGAUAUACCUGCUGUGAUGCUUGUGGAAGAUUAUUUGUGAAAGGAAACUACUGUCCUGUUUGUUUGAAGGUCUAUAGGGACUCUGAACCAACACCUAUGGUUUGCUGUGAUGUUUGUCAACGUUGGGUGCACUGCCAUUGCGAUGACAUCAGCGAUGAAAAAUAUCAGCAGUUCCAAGUAGAUGGAAAUCUUCAAUACAGAUGUGCCACAUGCCGUGGAGAGUGCUAUGAGGUUAGAGAUCUUGAGGAUGCUGUUCAGGAACUUUGGAGGAGGAGAGACGAAGUUGAUCGAGAUUUAAUUGCAAGCUUGAGGGCAGCUUCUGGAUUGCCUAUUCAAGAAGAAAUAUUUUCUAUUUCACCUUACUCAGAUGAAGAAGAAAAUGGCCCUAUUUUAUUGAAGAAUGAUUAUGGUCGUUCCUUAAAGUUUUCUCUCAAAGGUUUAGUUGAUAAAUCACCAAAGAAUACUAAGGAGUAUGGAAAGAAACCUUCAAAUAAGAAGGGCACUAAGAAGAAAGGAUAUCAGGCGUCUUUAAUCAGUAAAACAGAAGCACGUCACAGUUUUGUAGGACAUAGUGAUGCCCAAUCAUUUGGAUACAGCAUGGGUGAUGGCAGGAAUAGUGUUAUGCAGUCCCAUAGAAGCGGAGAACCUUUUUCUUCUCCCGCUGCUGGAAGUUUGACUGAAGAGAUAUGCUCUGUCAAUCAGGCGGUGGUCCUAAAACAGAAGUUCAUAGAUGAAGUUGCAGUUAGUAACGAUAAUUGGAAAUCGAAAAUGGUUCAGAGUAAUAAACCUCAUGACUUGGAUGGUAGGGACGACAUUGGGAAAAAUGCUACCAAGGGAAGGACGCUGGUUAUACAUCUAGCAGGGCGAAAUAGAAAUGCAAAUAGUUCUCCAGGGUCUGAUGGUUUAACUUAUCAAAGAGAGCAUGAUUUGACAACUUUUAAUGGCAGUGAGAAUACGGGACAACAGCAAAUGAGUGACAGGCAUAUGUUGGGGAGACAUGGCGCUACAGCAAAACUUGGUGAAGGUGAAGUGGAUAAAGAUAAUUACUCCGAACAAUUAAAGGGUACCAAAUUCAGAGGAAGAGAAGGCAACUUGAUGACGAUCAGAAAAAUUAAACCCGAAGCUUCUGACAUGGAACGUAAUUUUGGUGGAGGAAAUGUGACUAAUGGAUAUGAAUCCAUUCAUCCUGUGAACCCACAUGUUCCCUGGGGGAAAAUUACUGAAGGAAGCAUGGCUGUGGUAGGGAAUGUAGCCAAAGUCCCUGCGAUUAGAGGUAACAAGGUAUCUUUGAGGAAGUAUUCCGAAGGUAGGCGUGAUGUAUCUGGUGAUUGCGUUAAUGAUAAUAGUUCUGCAUCUGCAUCUGCAUCUGCAGUCGCACAAUCUUUGCCAAAGGAUUCCAAACCUUUGCUGAAGCUUAAAUUCAAGAAUCCUUAUCAUGAAAAUCAAGGUUCCUGGGCUCUUCGGGGUGAGGAUGAGAGGAGUUCUAUUAAGGGCCAAAGGUCAAAGAGAAAAAGACCAUCACCCUUCACGGAGAAAACAUCAGCCAAUGAAGAUGAGGAUAUCUCACAGUGGCACAAACAAAGUACGAUGGAUGAGAUCAUGGAUGCUAAUUGGGUGCUGCAGAAGUUGGGCAAAGAUGCCGUAGGAAAGAGAGUGGAAGUUCAUCAGCCAUCUGACAAUUCCUGGCAUAGGGGAAUGGUAACAGAUGUAAUAGAAGGCACAUCGACUCUUUCUGUUGCUCUCGAUAAUGGAAGGGCUAGGAACUUGGAUCUCGGGAAGCAAAGAAUCCGAUUUGUUCCUCAGAAGCAAAAGCGGUAAAAUGCAUGAAGUGUGAAUUUCUCUUUGUGGAUGAUCAUGUACCCUAUGGAGGAGACUUCCGAUCCAGGUGUAGAGACCUCACAAGAAAAAUCAAUCAAGAAUAUGGGCGAUCAUUUCAAUUUGGAGAUGUCUUCCAUUCCAUAGGCAUCAAGGGCAAGAAAUGGGAACGUUGCUUGCUCGGAUUGCUGCAGUCUUUUAUCACGAGCUAAUUUUGGCCCAACCAGGUUUCACUCGAAGGCAGGAGUCCCAUUUCUCUUCUAUUGUUCUUCCAUUAUUUUUAGCUGUACAUUUGGAGUCUUAACUGUCCAUAGGCUUUAGUGUUGUUUUUCCCCCUCUUAAUUCCAUGUUUGGGGCAUCUGCUGUAACUGAGCAGUGAUAGACCUGCUCCAAAAUAUGUUAGCUCAUAAACUGUAGGCUAUGGGUAUACAUAGCAACCUUCAUGUAUAGCAUAGCAUAUCGAUUUGAGAUUCGAGAUUUGUUGAAAUUUGUCAAAAGUACUGAACAUUCUGUCACUUUUGUUUCUUAUAGUGCAAAAAUGGAGGGAUCGUGUUUGGUUCA
Cornus florida is the source of this 3313-nucleotide messenger RNA. RefSeq lists its product as uncharacterized. Lineage: Eukaryota; Viridiplantae; Streptophyta; Magnoliopsida; Cornales; Cornaceae. The transcript is spliced from 13 exons. The record is from RefSeq and is a predicted model, not a curated record. The coding region runs from base 140 to 2755 and encodes 871 amino acids.